This is a messenger RNA of Lathyrus oleraceus (garden pea), 721 nucleotides long. Its product is annotated as glycine-rich RNA-binding protein. Lineage: Eukaryota; Viridiplantae; Streptophyta; Magnoliopsida; Fabales; Fabaceae. Gene Ontology annotation, molecular function: RNA binding. The transcript is spliced from 2 exons. The record is from RefSeq and is a predicted model, not a curated record. Bases 63 to 539 code for a protein of 158 amino acids.
AUCACAAAAUAUCUUUAGUGUUAACUUUGUAAUCCUAAAAUCUAGCUUUUUGUCUUUUGUCAAUGGCGUCUGGAGAUGUUGAGUACCGGUGCUUCGUCGGCGGUCUUGCAUGGGCCACCGACAGCGAAGCUCUCGAGAAAGCUUUCUCUUCUUACGGCGACAUCGUUGAUUCGAAGAUCAUUAACGAUCGUGAGACUGGAAGGUCAAGAGGUUUCGGAUUUGUGACAUUCGCUAAUGAGAAAUCGAUGAGAGAUGCUAUUGAAGGGAUGAACGGCCAGAACAUGGACGGGCGUAACAUUACCGUUAACGAAGCUCAAAACCGUAACAGUGGUGGUGGUGGUGGAGGUGGCGGCUAUGGUGGUCGUCGUGAAGGUGGAGGUGGAGGCGGAGGCUAUGGUGGUCGCCGUGAAGGUGGAGGAGGAGGCUAUGGUGGUGGAGGUGGUUAUGGUGGUGGUGGUAGGGACCGUGGAUAUGGUAAUGACGGUGGUGACCGCUAUUCCCGUGGUGGCGGUGGAGGUGGUGGAAACUGGAGGGAGUAGUGUGUUUUAGGUGGAAGUUUGAGUACUAAUAAUGUUUAGUUAAAUUAGAUGUUGGGAUCUAACGUUCUGGUUUAUGGUAUCUGUUUUGGUUGUGGUUUCCGGUUUCGUUUAUGUAUGCCUCUGAGUCUGGUUGUGUAUAAACGAUCGGUUGAAAGGAUAAUGAGAUACUAUUUAAUGACUAA